Molecule: messenger RNA, 495 nt
Organism: Aspergillus niger
Lineage: Eukaryota; Fungi; Ascomycota; Eurotiomycetes; Eurotiales; Aspergillaceae
Exons: 6
Coding region: 1-495 (164 amino acids)
Biological process (GO): protein phosphorylation
Molecular function (GO): protein kinase activity; ATP binding
Source: RefSeq, a predicted model, not a curated record
AUGGUUCGACUGUGGUCGUUGCGAAAGGAUGAGAGUGGACGUUCUGUUCUGUUGUACAGAGUGUGCAGGGAAGUUUCCGCGACGUCCUUCUCAUCUCAGUCAGGCAUUAGGAGAGUCCCAACUUGGGGUUGGAACUUCCUGGUCUGGAAAGUUCUGAAUGUGGGACUGAAGAUAUACCGUGUCACUAGGCAGACUUUACAGGAACUUCUCUAUUUCCACAAAGAUUUGAAUAUCAUUCAUGACAAUCUCAAGUGCUCUGAAGUGAUCAUCACACUUGACGGUGAUGUGAAAAUUGGUAACAGUCCUUCCGAUGUUCAGAACGUUUGCGAGAUCGCGCGACUACUUCGUGAACGAGACGACAGCGUCUGUGGCCCAGUCCGAUUACUUGCGCAGGGGCUUAUUGGCGUUCUCCUCACUACAGCAGCUGAAACCCAUCUUGAUGUAUGGCCUGUUCCGACUUCCCACUCAAUUGCGCAGCAGAAAAAGGCUCAAUGA